Neocloeon triangulifer is the source of this 2631-nucleotide messenger RNA. RefSeq names its product hematopoietically-expressed homeobox protein HHEX-like. Gene Ontology annotation, molecular function: DNA binding; DNA-binding transcription factor activity, RNA polymerase II-specific. The transcript is spliced from 2 exons. The record is from RefSeq and is a predicted model, not a curated record. Gene Ontology annotation, biological process: regulation of DNA-templated transcription. Lineage: Eukaryota; Metazoa; Arthropoda; Insecta; Ephemeroptera; Baetidae. Bases 117 to 1358 code for a protein of 413 amino acids.
CCAAGUGACAGCACGCGAGCGAGCGAGCCCUCUGCAGUGUUCGCAAAAGCGUCCAUGGACUGUCCGACGACGACGGCGGGUCAGUGUUUGUGCCGUGCCAAAUCUCUGGAGGAUUGAUGCGCCUGCACGUGGUGCCGCCCUCGUACCUCACCGGGGUCGCAGCCUUGAGUCGCCUCUUCACUUCGCCCAUGAUGAUGCAGACCCCCAACUGCAGCAGCGACAACUCGUCAUCCCCGGGGCCGCACAGCCCCGAAGUCCCCAGCACGGCCGAGGAAUCGGACAGGCGGAAAAAAUUGCAGUUCGUUUCGAAGACUGCUUUGUCUGAAGAUGAGGAGGAGGAAGAAGACGAGGAGGAUGAAAUUAGUGUGGGGUGUCCGUCGCCGCGGCCCGAGGAAGAUCUCCGAACGGCCCCUGUUUCUUCUUCCUGUGACGAGGAUGAUUAUUUCAAACCGUUGAAAAGACUCAAAAUGAUGCAGCUGGAGCAGGAAAGGCUUCAGCAGCAGCAACAACAAUUAUUGUCACCACCGCCGGCCACGGCCUUUUCACCGUCUGUAUUUCUGCAGGCGGCGGCCAAAAGUCUGCAGCAACAGCAGCCGCCGCAGGGCGUCAAGUCCUUCUCGAUCCUGGACAUCCUGAGUCACCACCCUUCGCGCAAACAGGACGCCGCGAGUCGCAUCGUCCGGCCGUGGGACCUCGGCUCGCCGCCGCCCUCCUCCACCACCUCCAGCGGCCGCCUCCGGAGGCCGCAAUCGGCCGACUCUUCCAGUUCGAUUGCCGACAGCGAGGACCUCAGCCCGGCGGCGACGCCUUCGUCCGGCACCUCCUCUGGUCACCACCAGCAGCGCCGACCGGCGGCCACAGCCUCGGCUAAGAACAACAACUCGCCGCUCGACGCGCUCUUCCAGAUGACCAGCAAGACUUUCAAUGACUUCAAUGGCAGUAAUGAUGGUGACGGCAGUUCGAGCCACCUAAACCUUUUCAACUCGCGGCAGCAGCCGAAGAAGAAGCGCAAGUCGCGGACGGCGUUCACCAACCACCAGAUCUUUGAGCUGGAAAAGCGGUUCCUGUACCAGAAGUACCUGUCGCCGGCCGACCGCGACGAGAUUGCGCUGCAACUGGGCCUGAGCAACGCGCAGGUCAUCACGUGGUUCCAAAACCGGCGGGCCAAACUGAAGCGCGACCUCGAGGAGCUGAAGAAGGACGUCGAGUCGGCCAAAAUCCUCACGGCGCACAAGUCCUUCCUCGAGAACGUCCAAGACCUGGGCCUGCUGAAGAAGAAGGUCGAGGAGUGCAAGAGUGCGGCGGCCGCGGCCGCCGUCAUGGCCGCGGCCGUCGCCGCCUCGAACGCCGAGAAGUGAGUCCCGCCGCCGUUCGGAGCCAAAUGAAUGAAAUGCUCUCUCUGUGAAUUUAAAUUUAGCCGGACUAUAUAUUUUUUGUUGAGUUUUAUAUUGUUGACUUAAGCGGACGCUCCUGAUCAAUUUUUAAAGUGCUGCUGUUAUAAUUUAUUUCCUGAGUGAAUUUGUCACGCGACUCUGAAGCGAAUUUCAAAUUUAAAAUUGUUCUAAAUUUGAUUAAAAUUGAUUUUUUUAAUUCAAAAAAGUUCAUGGAAUAAAAGCACAAUCUUCAAAAUAUAAUUUUUAGGAAUUAUGUGCUUAUCUCACCCUCGAAAUUUAAAAAAAAUCUUUAUAAAGAAGAAAAAAAUGUGAUUUAAAAUCGUUAUAAGAACUCUAAAUGGCUCAGAUUUGUAUCUGAUGAAGGAUUUUUUUUUAAUUUUUUUUUAUGCCAAUGUGUUAAGCUUUUCAGCUAUUCAUUUUUCUUGCAAUCCAGUAAAGUUGGGAUUCAAUUUCAAAUUUUUUUAAGUGAUUAAUUUUUUCAACUGCUAUCAUUUCUCUAACUUUUCUUUCACUCGGAAACUAAUAAAUAAAAAUCAACUUUUUAGAUUUAAGCUUCAGAGUUGUGUUUGAUUGAAGAAAAACGUGUGUUUGAGUGAGACUGCUGAAAUUUGCACGGGCACAAAAUGCAUAAAUAUCCACACUCCACAAGUAUAUAUCUCUCUCUAUCUGUCUCUGAUUAAGCGCAAAAAUGUAAAUUAUUGAAUUAUAUAAAUGUGUGGCCGUCAAAUGGAAAUGCGAUAUUACUUUUAAAUAGCUAAAUCUGCCUGUAGAAUAUUUAUUAAAACAUUGGAGACCACCUGAGAAUGAGACAAAGUGCAUGCGAAAAUGAGAAAUUGAGCAAAAUACACACCACCUCAUACUUUAUUAUUAUAAAUAAAUAGCGCUGAAUUUCCUACUAUUGAAUAAAGAUUACUUGAAGCUUACGUCGAUGUAUGAAAGAUAAUUUUUUUUCCAAUAUAUUAUAUCAAGUUAGGAUAAUGAUUGUUGUGAAUAUAAAAUAUAAACUCAUUGUCUCGCGCCUGAAGCUUUUGUCCGUGUAAUUUGUUGUUGUACUCGUAAGAUUAAUAUGAGAUUAUAUAGCAAAAAUAUGUGUCAUCCUUUGAAUAAAUAUAGACGGAGAAAAUUAUUGCUGAAAUUGUAUAUCGUACCAUAGUAAGAAAUGAGAAAUGCGAUAUAUGAAUUGAAAAUGUACAGUAUAUAAAUUGAGAAAAAUGCGAAAUAUAGAUGUUACACCAAG